Molecule: messenger RNA, 7467 nt
Organism: Xiphophorus maculatus (southern platyfish)
Lineage: Eukaryota; Metazoa; Chordata; Actinopteri; Cyprinodontiformes; Poeciliidae
Gene: tbc1d25
Product: TBC1 domain family member 25
Exons: 7
Coding region: 289-2829 (846 amino acids)
Biological process (GO): regulation of autophagosome maturation; activation of GTPase activity
Cellular component (GO): autophagosome
Molecular function (GO): GTPase activator activity
Source: RefSeq, a predicted model, not a curated record
AUAAAAGGGAAAAAGAAAGCGUGAAAGAAAAAAAGAUAGAGAAGAAAGAAAGAAAGAAAAAAAUGGGAAGAGAAGAAAAAGAAAGCAAUCGAUGACAUAACCACCUUAACCAGCAGGUGGCGGUGUUGCAAACGCAAACUUCCCGAAAAAAAAUCGAAGCAGAAGGAACUGACGGACCACAGGAGCUCGGCUGGAAUUAGCAUCACCAUCAUGUCUCGGUGACCGAGUCCGGGUACCAGGGACAGCAUCCUGAGAGGGGCCUUUCUGUUCCGAAACGGGAUCCUUAAGAUGGCAGGCGAGGAGGAGAGGGGAGUGGUUCGGGUUAAAGUCAAGAAAUGCGAUGGGGCACUUCCUGCGGAGUCUCGCUCCUUUGCUGUUGAUCCUCAGAUAACGUCACUGGAGGUCCUGCAGCAUAUCCUCAUCAGAGCCUUCGAACUCAAUGGGAAGCGGAAUUUCAGUGUCAGCUACUUGUCUCGAGAUCGAAGCAGCGUGGAGAUGUACCUGUCUCUGCUGUCUGACUGGGAUCUGGACAUUGCAUUUAUGAGUGCAGCCAAGCCGUUCCUGCAGCUCAAGAUGGAUGUGAAGCCUUCUGAGGACAGUCCAGUAAUGGAAGACUGGGACAUCAUAAGCCCAAAAGAUGUGAUUGGUUCAGAGCUGCUGCUUGGAGAAAGGACCAGGUCUUUGGCUUCUGCAGCGCUUCCCUUCACUCAGUCUCUGCUGUCCCAAGUGGGACGGACCCUGUCCCGAGUCCAGCAGGCCUUCACCUGGUCUUAUGGAGAGGAGAUCAAGCCUUUCAAACCUCCACUUAGUGAUUCAGAGUUUCACAGCUACCUUAACGGACAGGGCCAGCUGACUCGGCCUGAAGAACUCCGACUGCGGAUCUACCACGGUGGCGUGGAGUCGUCGCUGCGAAAGGUGGUUUGGCGGUACCUCCUUAAUGUGUACCCCGAUGGACUGAGCGGCCAGGAGAGAAUGGACUACAUGAAGAAGAAGACGAGGGAAUACGAGCAACUAAAGAGGGAGUGGACAGCCAGGGCCAACCACGAGGACCUGGAGUUUAUCCGUGGGAAUGUCCUCAAGGACGUCCUGAGGACAGACCGGGCUCAUCCGUACUACGCAGGCUCAGAAGACAGUCCGCACCUGACUGCCCUAACAGACCUGCUCACCACAUUUGCCAUCACACAUCCUCAGAUUUCCUACUGCCAAGGCAUGAGCGACAUAGCCUCACCUAUACUUGCAGUAAUGGACAACGAAGCACACACCUUCAUUUGUUUUUGUGGCAUUAUGAAACGCUUAGAGGGAAACUUUCGGCCAGACGGGCAGCUGAUGUCCAUUAAGUUCCAGCACCUGAAGCUGCUUCUGCAGUACUCUGAUCCUGAGUUCUACGUCUAUCUGGUGUCCCGGGGAGCCGACGACCUCUUUUUUUGUUAUCGGUGGCUUCUCCUGGAGCUCAAGCGAGAGUUUGCAUUUGAUGACGCUUUGAGGAUGCUGGAGGUAACCUGGAGCUCCCUGCCCCCAGAUCCUCCAGAAACCGAGGUGGAACUUGUGGGGCCACUGCUAGAGGGAGAGGAAACAACAUCGUGCAAAGACGAGGCUGUUAACGGCCUUAAAGACGAGGCGGUGCAAAAAGAGAAGCAGCGUAGACGACAUAUGCUGAGGCCAUCCAGAGAGGAAACAGAUAUGAGCAGGAAUCCCAUCAUUGAAGGGAAGGCCGAUCAAACUGUAGGCUCUGGUGUAGAAAUGGAGGGCGUUGAAGAUGGUCAUUCUGAAGAAAUGUCAAAGAAGUCAAAUUUGCAGGGUCAUUUCUUCCAGAGACAACUCAGUUUUGGGGAGUUUAAAUACUACACAGCUCGAAGUCAAUGCAGCUUUGAUAAGGAGGAUCAGGAGCAGCCGCAGAGUUCGGUGACUUCGGAAGCAAACAACCCAAGGCGGCAGUCAACAGUUGACAGCGAGGACGACCCCGGAGAAAGAACACCUCUCAUUAGAAACUCUGACUACGGUUUGUCUCCAAUAACUUCACACGCUCACUUCACUGGAGGACUUCUAGUCUGGAAAACUGGCUCAUCCGUCUCUCCCACACCUUCCCCUAUAAACUCCAGCUGGCCAGGAGUUUCUCCGGACUUUCCUCUAGUGUCUACAGCUUCAUCUGCAGCCGAUUUAAGUGAGACCUCACCAAGAACUGGCUCUAAAGUAUCAGCCUCUUCAGCACAAGGUAUUAGCUCUCCAACCGGUACUUCUAAAACAUCAGCCGCGUCUCCUCCCCCUCAGAAUAGAUCCGUUCUCUCCUCACCCGUUUUGUCGUUUGGCGGAGGCUCCUCGGCGAACAACCUCCCCUCGCCUGGCAACAAAUCCCCCAGCACCAAAGCGAACACACCAAGCUCUUUAAAAGCUGAAAGCACCAGCAUCAAGCCCUGCUCUUUGCCGCCUCCUCAUGAGUUCGGCAAAGGGAACCCCUUCAUGCUGUUCUUGUGCCUGUCCAUCUUGUUGGAGCACCGGGACCACAUCAUGAAGAACAACAUGGACUACAAUGAGAUCGCCAUGCACUUUGAUCGCCUGGUGCGACGCCACAACCUCAGCAGGGUGCUGCAGAGAGCCAAGGCCUUGUUUGCAGACUAUUUACAGAGCGAAGUCUGGGACUCGGAAGAAGGGGACGAGGUCAGCUCAGAUUCCCCGACAACAGCGGCCCCACAAUCCCCCUCUUCAACCAUCUCCACCAGACCCAUCUACAGCCCGCUUGCCUCGCCUCCAUCAUCACCUAACUCGACUUACAACCUGGCCACCACCAUUCCCUCCCCUUCAGCUCAAGUCUCCCUUUCCUCUGUGUCCUGAUUCCCUCCUGCAUCACUGGAUUUUCAAUGGAUUUCUCAGUUGACUCUUGGUAACCUAUUGGAGAUCUUUUUCUAACAGUCCCUUCCCUCCUGUUGAAUUGGCCUGUCACCAAUCUGCCCAUGCUAUUGUAUGCCUGAUUACAUGUAUUCCCUAUAUCUGUCUGCAUCAUAAUGUUUCAUCUUUCUCUCUGAUCUGUCUGAAAUAUGGACUCAGACAGCUUCGUUGGCGGCUGUUUCCUCACAGGCUGUUCAAGCAUGAAAUACUCAUUCGGUUCUUCUGCAUUCGGUUACUGAAUGGUUGAUCUGCUCUCUUCAUUCAGCCUCUUCUUUGUAGCUUUGCUUACAAGUUCAGUUGCAGUCAUCUCAGAAGUGUCUCACCUGGAACCCUAAUCAAAGUCACCAGAGAAUAUCCACAAUCUGGCCUCAUUAAACACAAAACUUUUGUCUGUUCCUCUUAAAAAAGAAAACUUUCAUGCCUUAUACCCUCUGUCUUUUUUUGAUACGUAUCCAAGCUGCUGUACAUUUGGUUUUGAUAGCUCUCUGCAUUGGGUCGAACUCAUAGGCUGUAUGCAAAAAAUGGACGUAGCCACUGUGAUGUCAACCAUUGCUUUGUAUGUAUUAUUUUAAUUCUAUUUCUACAUUAUGGGGGCGGCAGGAUAUCAGGAACACAUGCAAUUUGAUAUACAAUAAAUUAAUGUCUAUUAAGACAGACUCAAUUUUCUUGAGUCUGUCUUAUUUCUUGGUGAUUUUCUCAUUGCUCUUUAUGAGCUUCAGGAUCCAUCAAGUGUUGACAUCAGUAGCAGUAAAAAUCCAUCCAGCAGGUCGAAUAUUCAGCUAAACGCAAAAUUAUUCAUACCGUUGGAAUAUCUUUUCCUAUGUUUUCUUAACUUUUUAGAGAUGUCUGACUCAUUUCCUAUCAAAACCUCUCUCGGUUGAAUGGAAUCAUUUAAAAUCUGGAUCUCAGGGUUAUUAGUAAUUUGAGGCUUAACUGUGUUAAUGGAUUGCUGAAUUUGCAUGCAUGGCACUUAAAAUAUUUCCUAUCGAAUAUUGCAUCCAAGCAGUGUUUUGUGAUUGCAAUGUGGAAUACAUUGAUACUGCAACAGUUCAAUAUAUUUUGCUGCUCUCAUAGACAUGGAAAGCUAAUUGUUCUUUUAUUUUGUUUAGUUUAAUGUGUGCUUUAAAACUGAGCUCUUUUAAUAGUUUAUUGCAAUAAGUGGUAGAAAAACAGUUAGUGACUAUACAUUGUGAAAUACUUUUUCUCAAUGAGACUCUGCCAUCUAUGGGCUCAUCAGUGGUGCUGUGGUUGGUCAAAUUGGAUCCAUGCCCCAGCCUUCCAGCUGGUUGUCCUAGAGUUGGUCAGUGUACUCCUUUAGUUAGAGGCAUGCUAAAGGAGUAAACAACAUAAACCAAUUUAAUGUUGUUUACCAGUUAUUUUAUGACCCAGGGUCCAUAUUCUCAAAGAUUCCUCUCAGAGAGCUUCUAUCUUAAGCUCGCAAUUCCUGCCAAGGACUGCUGGCCUAAAAGAGUGGCAGUAAAAUCAACUUUUUAAAGCUUUUCAUCAUGCAAUAAUGUUACUCCCUCAUCAAAAACCUGCCUAUAGUGCUGCUUUGGGAAAUCUCUACAUUCCCAUGACAACCUAUCAUUUCCCACAAAGCUCCUCCUUGGAGCUGCAGGCUCCAGCCGAGCAAGCUGCCCUUCCUCAUGCCUGACCCACUCAGCUCCUCCAGACGGGCGGCAGCAGCAGUAACUGGCAAACACUUGGUGGAACUGCAGCGUCUGCUGAGGUCAUUAUAAGGACCACGUCUCAGUUCAGCGCUCCUCAGAACGGUAGUGAGCGGCGUAAUGGAAAGUACUGUUUGUGAUGGUAUGCUGAAGGUGGAUAAGUAGUAGGAUAGAGCAGGAGCUUCUUAAAGAGACAGAAGCCAAAUUUUAAGGCAUCAAAUUUCUUUCAAGUCAUGUUACCUUCAUAACAACUGAAGGUAACGUAGGUAUUCGACUGCUAUAAAAUGCCACUAUGUGCCUGGAAAUGCAUAAUACCGUCCCUUUAAGAGUGAUUCAUUCAACUGCUGAGGUAGGGGUUGACAUUCUUCUCUUGGUGAUGAGGUGUGGUUGACCCCGUUGCUAUGGGUGACGCUGUCCUCUAGGGACUUUGAUAGAUUAUUUGGCCUCUACUGGUAUUUAAUGGAGGUUGGUAAAUAAUUUCAUGGCGUAUUACUGCCACCAACUAGUAACAAGUCUGGACCAAAUGCCCCCUAAUUUUGAUUGUACAGAAGAAAUGUUCUAAGAAAAAUCUUGAAAUUUGAGAAAUUCUAAGAAUUUUCCUGCAAUGACAUCUCCAGAAGUCUCUUUUAGUCUCAGGAUUUAUUGAGAAUAUGGAUCCAAGCUUUGUUGCACUCCUUCUUUGGGUUGUAUUUAUACUUGGCUUGUCUUUGGUGCCAACCUUUUAAUGCUCGUCAGUGUCUUUAUAACUUGCGUGGGCCCUGAGGGAUCCUUCCAGGCUGCUCCCGACAGAUGUCAGAGCCACACCAACAUGGAAAUCCUGAUUGGGCUGAGACUGCGUCCAUCUUUGGCAUACAGUGUAUGGUCCAGAGUAGUCAUGUUGUACCUUGCAGUGUUUCUAGAUUUCUAUUUAAACCUAUACUUAUGCUAUAUACUGACGAGACAAAAGCAUCAGUGUGUUAUUUUUGAAGCCUUUUAUCUUGCUCUGCACAGCUUGAUAUUUUCGCUUUGUCGCCUUUAGAGGUCAGUUGUUCUUAAAAGGACCUGGUGCUUCUGAAGAUAUGGGAGAACCUGUGAAAGAUCAAAUCAAACGUUUAGCAUGUUUGAACCUGAGAGAUGUCGGGUUGUUUAAAUGACGGAGUUAACCUCAUGCUGUAUGACGCAGAACUAAGAGCUGGGCAGACCAUGCAAGACAUUGUUUGUAUUGACACGCAUUAAUGAAUAUACAAUUAAUGAUACAUUUCCACUAAUGAUGCAAAGCCUUUUAUUGUUAAGGGGAUCCCAGAUUGAAUGAUGGAUGUUACUGCUGUGUUUUUUAGCCGACAGUAAAACGACCACGACAGCAGAACAAUCUGGAGCACAAGUGCCUCAAAAUUCGCAACUUUGACUUAUUCCUUCUGUGCUCUCUGUAGUUUACAACACUUUGGGUGAAACUAAGUAACAAAGUGAAAUAUAGUUAAGCACACGGUGAUUUUUGGAAUCUGUUUAAAGUUUUAUUGGUAAUUUGACGCUAUAUUGAAGGGAUAACUUCAGAUUUUCAGUAGAACCACUUGGUGUUCUAAUAAUUUUAAAUGUCCGUUUCUAACCUUUAGAUGGGUUGUUUUAAGAACAAACUUGAACAAACGUCUGGAACCGUGGUAUUGUCUUGUUUGACUGUGAUCCAACUUUGCACCAGCCUUUUCAGGAUUUUAUUUCUUACUUUUUGCAUGAUUUAGUUAAUGAGAGCAUGUCUUGAUUUCAGUCUAUGUUUACCAAGUGUUUUACGUUGCCUGAAUUAUUUCUUUAAAGGUUUCUCUAAGAUAAAUCGUUGAAUAAAGAUUCCACCCUUUUGAGCUAAAGAGGACUUUCUACAUCCCAACCUUUGUCUUGGCCGGGAAAACGAGUCUCCCAAAAGAGAUCUUGAAUUUCUUCCAAAUGUAACAGAUGAGCUUGUUUCGUGUUGGUUUUUGAAACAAGAUGUUCCAAAAAGAGUUAUUCUAAACGAUCAUCGCCUCAUUUAUUCCUGAUCCAUUAAAUCAAAUAGAAUCAGAGGUGAAUCGACUAAAGCAAACAAUGUUGACUAAGGAUAAAGGCAGAGAAAAUUCCCCCUAAACUAAUAAUAAUGGGUCAGCUUUUGCAGAAUUAUUUUAUUUUUAUAGGAUUAAACCAGAAACUACAUCAUGUUGUGAUUCCAAUGUUUGAUCUGAACUGUUUUCUUUUUCUCAUGAUUGUAACGAGCACAGACGGCACAUGUCUUCUUGUUCUGUUAGAUGAUCUUUUGUUAUUUUUCCUCUUUUAAUGAUGUAUUCAUGGUGACAUGCCUUAAAUGAGUUUGAUAGAUCACAUUGCAGCAAGGACUGGCAGUCUAAGCGGUGCAGGUUCACCUGCUGGAGCUUUUUCUUCGAUUUAACUCCUGAACCUCUCGGUCGCCAUUAAAAUGAACCACCAGGCAAAAAAACCCAAAACUAAACAAAACAAUAAAUAUUUGUUGUGGCACGUCUAAUUUUCGGUUUUGGAAUGUUUUUCUUAAGACUGGCGACAGUGAUGGUGAAACAGAACAGCAGGAAUUGUUGAUGUAUGAUUUCUCUACCAAACAGAGAGUCAGGAAUGCAGCCAACAAUUCAGCAUUAACAGCUUUACUGUUUUGCGUGACACUCGGAGCUCGUCUGCAGCUUCUCUUUGUGGUGCAGAAGGAUUUACGGAGCUCAAGAACAAAAUCUCACAUUUCUCCAGAUUUCCCCAUUUGACUGUUUCUUUUCGUAACGUGGAGAGCGGCCUCUGUCUGCAGAGACGUGCAGUGAGCAGAUGGACUUCGUUGAGCUGGUGGUGAGAUGCUGUUGGUUCGAACUCAACUGAUGUCACUUCACACCAGUUCAUCUUUUAAACGCAUAUUAAUGUUGUUUAUUGUAUAUUGGACACAAAUAAACAAUCAUGCAUCUCA